AUUAAGAUGGAGCUGCAGGCGGUGCUGAUGGCUGCUGGUGGUGGGUCGCGCAUGAUGGACCUGACCUACAACACCCCGAAACCUUUACUGCCUGUGGGCAACAAGCCGCUCAUCUGGUACCCGCUCAACCUGCUGGAGAGAGCCGGCUUUGAAGAGGUCAUAGUGAUCACCACCAAAGAAGUGCAGAAGGCACUGAGCAUGGAGCAGCGAGUGAAGCUGGAUGUGAAGAUGAAGCUGGACGUGGUGUGUAUCCAGGAGGAAGCGGAUAUGGGGACUGCCGACGCCCUACGACACAUUCAGCAGAAGAUCAAGACGGACAUCCUGGUGGUGAGCUGUGACCUGAUUACGGACGUGGCGCUGCAUGAGGUGGUGGAUCUUUUCCGAGCCCACAAUGCCACGCUUUCCAUGCUCAUGAGCAAAGUGCAUGAAUUCACAGAGACUGUCCCCGGGCAGAAAGGAAAGAAGAAAGCAGGAGAGCAGCGGGACUUUGUGGGAGUGGAUGGCACGGGGAAGCGGCUCCUCUUCAUGGCUAACGAAGCGGACCUGGAGGAAGGGCUUGUCAUCAGGAAGGCCAUCAUGCGCAAACAUCCCAGGAUGCACAUCAAGACAGGCCUCCUGGACGCCCACCUGUACUGCUUUAAGAGAUCCGUGGUUGACUUUUUAGUCGACAACAAGUCCAUCUCUUCGCUGCGGGGGGAGCUGGUGCCAUAUCUGGUGCGUAAGCAGUUCACGAAAGUCUUAAACGACCAGACGGAUGACAAGCAGACAGAACAGAAUCAGAAGAUGAAAGAUGCAAGCUCUUCCCUAGAGAUCUUGAGCUCCUCCAAAGAUGAGGGGCUACUGGAGCUUGCGCGAGAUCGCUCCUGCUGGAAUGAUCAUCGUGGAGACAUGAGCGAGGCGUACCAUGGCUCAAAGCUCCGCUGCUAUGUGCAUAUCAUGGAGGACGGCAUGUGUUACCGCGUCAACACGCUGGCCGCGUACGUGGAGGCCAAUCGCGUGGCUCCCAAACUGGUCGAAGAGCCUCCAGUUCACCCGUCUGCUGUGGUGUCUGAGAGAAGUCUCGUCGGAGGUGACAGCAUCAUCGGCGCGUUCAGCCAGAUAGCAGACAAAACAUCCAUCAAACGCUCAACCAUCGGCGCGUCCACCACAGUCAAGGAGAAAGUCAAGAUAACGAACUCUAUCAUCAUGAAUGGUGUCACUAUUGAAGAAGGGUGUAACAUUCAAGGCAGUGUGAUCUGUAACAACGCCACGAUCGGACGAGGUGCUGACAUUAAAUACUGUCUGGUGGGAAGCGGCCAGCGCAUCGAGCCAGAGGCUGAAAGGACCAAUGAUGUCAUCGUUGGAUCAGAUCAGCUCAUGGAGAUCUAGAACCAAGGGGAAGACGGCUCAUGGGCAUGACAAGAUUGUCACCAAAGAAGCUUCCUCUUGGACACCUCAAUUUUUUUUUUUUUUUACUGAAUGUGUCCAAAUAAACAUGGAAUUAUUUAUCUCA
This is a messenger RNA of Pangasianodon hypophthalmus (striped catfish), 1492 nucleotides long. RefSeq names its product eukaryotic translation initiation factor 2B, subunit 3 gamma (gene eif2b3). The record is from RefSeq and is a predicted model, not a curated record. Gene Ontology annotation, molecular function: guanyl-nucleotide exchange factor activity; translation initiation factor activity. Gene Ontology annotation, biological process: biosynthetic process; cytoplasmic translational initiation. Gene Ontology annotation, cellular component: eukaryotic translation initiation factor 2B complex; guanyl-nucleotide exchange factor complex. NCBI's taxonomy places the organism in Eukaryota, Metazoa, Chordata, Actinopteri, Siluriformes, Pangasiidae.